AUCCCAAAAAAAAAAAACCGAAAAUCCAGAAAUUUAGAAACCAAAAUAACAUUCCAGUUUUUGAAUACCUACGGCGGAGAUAUACAUUCUCUGACACUCUUUUCUUCAAUGCUGCCGAAACCGAUCGGACCAAACACAACUCUUGAAUCUCGGCCGCCACAUCAUUACAAUAAACCACAACUAGUGGUAAUCAUCCUCCUCGUCCUCUUCAUCGGUUUCUUCGCUCUAUGUUGCUGUAAAUGUUUCUUCCACACUCUCUCACAAGCUUGGGAUCGCCUUCACCGCAACGGACCACCCGAAAAUCAAAUCCAGUCACAACAAGAAACCGACGGUCAACCACCGGUUAACCCCGGUUUAGAGCAACAAAUCAUACAAUCCUUCCCAUUAUUCCCAUUCUCCUCAGUCAAAAAUCUCCGAGAAGAUAAACACGGACUAGAAUGCGCGAUUUGUCUUCUUGAAUUCGAAGAAGAACACGUCCUUCUCCGACUCUUAACAAAUUGUUACCAUGUUUUUCAUCAAGAAUGCAUCGACCGCUGGCUUGAAUCUAACAAAACAUGCCCUGUUUGUCGCCGGAACUUGGAUCCAACCGCGCCUGAAAACAUCAAAGAGCUGAUCAUUGAAGUCAUACACGAAAACAGCAACGGAAACCAAGAUCAAACGUCAACAUCAAACGAGGUUUUGCUAUCGAGACAGAGUAACGAGGUAAAGAUGGAGUCCUUACCGGAUAAAUUUUCGAGAUCGAAGACGACGGGUCACUCGAUAGUGAGGAAUAAACCGGAGGAAGAAGACCGGUUUACUUUGAGAUUACCGGAUCAUGUUAAGAUCAAGGUAACGAGAAGACAUAAUAAUAACCAAACCGAGAGUUGUAUUUCGUUUGGUGAGCUUAUGAGAAACAGACAAGGCCGGUUUGGUGAACUCUCUGGUCAAUCGCUUGUACCGGAAUCAGAAAAUUAA
This is a messenger RNA of Brassica oleracea var. oleracea, 954 nucleotides long. RefSeq names its product RING-H2 finger protein ATL30. The transcript has a single exon. The record is from RefSeq and is a predicted model, not a curated record. The coding region runs from base 109 to 954 and encodes 281 amino acids. Lineage: Eukaryota; Viridiplantae; Streptophyta; Magnoliopsida; Brassicales; Brassicaceae.